GAGAGCUGAGUGAUUCUCAGAUACAUAAAAAGAUAGAUGUUUACAAUAGCGGUGUGCAUGCAUGUAUACUGAUUUAUAUAAAUCUCAAUAGGGGGACAUAAACAGAACAAAAUGUACAUAUGCAUGUACAUAGGGAACACUCUACAAAAUGUAUUGUGCAAAGCAGUGCUACUACAGGUUAUUCCUAUGAAGACUAAAAAGUACCCCACUAUCUGUACAAAUAAAUGUAUUUUUUACAUUUAUACAUGUAAGUACAGUACUGAAGGAAAAAUGCUGGGAUUUAUGAGACUGCCACGUGAUGCAGAGAAGAAUAGGGAGAUUUCGGAAGAUUUGGAGUAAGGGAAUUAGAAGUUUAGAUGGUAAAAAUAAACAUACAGUAAACAAACAAUAAAAACUGGGUAAUGGGCUGGAAAAGAACAAGUCUGCCAGCCUAAGAGACUAAUAGAGUCAAAUAACAGGGUGUAUUAAAAAGGGGAGGGAAGAAGGUAGGAGGAGAUAAACAAGAUAAAAGGGAGGUGUAAGCAGAUGGACGAGAGAAUUCACAUGCACAAGAAACAAGGAACAAGACGCACAGAGACACAACGCUAGAGGUUCACCAGAAAUUGUCAAUUUCAAAUAUGAAGUCUCCAUCAUCUGAGAAAUGUCCCCCAAAUCCACAAACUGAGAAUCUACCCGAAAAUAUGACUGAAAGCCAGUCCAAUAAGGAGGCCCAGACACAAAUGGACAUUGAGAAGGAUUCCGGGUACUCAGACAGCAGCUCAGAAAGCAUCAGCUCUGAAGAGACAAAGAGUUCCACAGCAAUUAUAAAAGUCUCUGAAAUCUCAAAAGCGACUGCACCGGCCCAGGCAUCAUAUACUCCCAUCUACAUAGUGCAGAAUAUUGUAUUGAAACAGCCAAGACUCCUUAUUCUGCAGACCCCCAUCCGACGUCACCGCAAAAGGCCAAAGCAUUCUUCUUAUCUUCCAAUUCUUCAGUCUUAUGCUCGGAUUGCACCCAAGGUUGCACUUCCUCCAACACCAAUCAGUCCCUCAUCUUACACGCCUCAUACUUCCACAAACAAUCAACCUUCAUUAUCACUACUUGAGCUUUCCCUGCGAUCCCUUGCUCUCCUGCGCAGGAACCAGGAGACUCAGCGCUCUAUCAGGCAGCUUAGAGCCCAUACCAGACAGUACGACCUUGCAAUACGAGGUGAAGAGGGUGGGUGGGAGCGGCUGUGCAGAGCAAUGGAUAGAAGUGGGGGUUACAAGAAAUACUUAACAUCAAGCUCAACCAUGACAUCACCAGAAGAACUGACAAUUAACAACCACUGUGUAACAUUAAGAGACAAAGCACUUAUGCCCCUGCAGAACAACGCAACUGCUUCAGACUGUAUUAGGACCAGCUAUGUCUCAAGGGGCUGAAAGGGACUUACAAAUGAAUUAUUCAUUAUCACGAAUGCUAGUGGAGUAACUAGAAGUUACACCUUUGUAUACCAUUAUAUAUUUAAGUUAUGUUUACUUUUUUUAAUUUCAAUAUAUCAAAGCAAUACAUGGGGCUGAGCCUCAAGUACCAACGUUUAUGUAUAUUAAGUAUUUUAUAGAAAAUAAAACUAUAUUUUGACAUUAA
Messenger RNA from Xenopus laevis (African clawed frog), 1605 nucleotides. RefSeq lists its product as uncharacterized. Bases 618 to 1400 code for a protein of 260 amino acids. The record is from RefSeq and is a predicted model, not a curated record. Lineage: Eukaryota; Metazoa; Chordata; Amphibia; Anura; Pipidae. The transcript is spliced from 4 exons.